Molecule: messenger RNA, 942 nt
Organism: Phoenix dactylifera (date palm)
Lineage: Eukaryota; Viridiplantae; Streptophyta; Magnoliopsida; Arecales; Arecaceae
Gene: TAFII21
Product: TATA binding protein associated factor 21kDa subunit
Biological process (GO): DNA-templated transcription initiation; RNA polymerase II preinitiation complex assembly
Cellular component (GO): SAGA complex; transcription factor TFIID complex
Molecular function (GO): transcription coactivator activity; RNA polymerase II general transcription initiation factor activity; protein heterodimerization activity
Source: RefSeq, a predicted model, not a curated record
CGCGGGAGAUACGGGGGAGGAAAGGACGAGCUUUUGGGAAAGUGAGAAAGAAGGAGACGAUGGAGGGAGAAGGCGGCGACGGCGGCCGGAGAGAGGAGGUGGAGGCGGAGCCGCGGGACGCGCGGGUGGUGAAGGAGCUCCUCCGGUCGAUGGGGGUGGGGGAAGGGGAGUACGAGCCCCGGGUGGUCCACCAGUUCCUGGAGCUCGGCUACCGCUACGUCGUCGACGUCCUCUCCGACGCCCAGGUCUACGCCGAACACGCUGGCAAGACCGCCAUCGACCCCGACGACGUCCGCCUCGCCAUCCAGUCCAAGGUCAAUUUCUCCUUCUCCCAGCCCCCGCCCCGCGAGGUCCUACUUGAGUUAGCGAGGAGCAGAAACAAGAUCCCACUGCCCAAGUUGAUCGCACCGCCUGGGGGAAUUCCCCUGCCGCCAGAGCAGGACACCCUGAUCAGCCCCAAUUACCAGUUGCUGAUACCGAGAAAGCAGCCAUCCCAGGUUGAGGAGAAUGAGGAAGAUGAGGAUGGUUCCAAUCCGAAACCAAACCCCAAUAUGUCGCAAGAGCAGAAGGCUAGCACUGAUCAGCAAUCUCAGCAACAGACACCACAGAGAGUGUCUUUCCCUCUUAAUUCAGCUGCAGCUGCAGCAGCAGCAGCAGCAAAGAGGCCACGGUGAGCAGGGGGCUGGGGGGCACGGGCAAAAGCUAUGUGUUGUUAGCUAUUUUUUUGAACUAAAGUAGGAAAGUAAUUAUGAGAACUUUGAUUCUAAUCUCGCUCUUUUGUUGAAGAAACAAAGAAUUUUUAUGACCUCCAGCUGGUCGCAUUGGUAGAAAAUUAUGAGAAUAAUGUAUUGUUUGACGCAAUCUUGAUCUUUUUGUUGAGGAAGCAAAGAAGUUUUUGUGACCUGCAACACUGCCCUGAAAGUGCAAAUUUUCACAAAUAAA